This is a messenger RNA of Temnothorax curvispinosus, 507 nucleotides long. It is a transcript of the gene Nop10, whose product is annotated as H/ACA ribonucleoprotein complex subunit 3. The transcript is spliced from 4 exons. NCBI's taxonomy places the organism in Eukaryota, Metazoa, Arthropoda, Insecta, Hymenoptera, Formicidae. Gene Ontology annotation, cellular component: box H/ACA snoRNP complex; box H/ACA telomerase RNP complex. Gene Ontology annotation, biological process: positive regulation of telomerase RNA localization to Cajal body; ribosome biogenesis; rRNA pseudouridine synthesis. Gene Ontology annotation, molecular function: box H/ACA snoRNA binding; telomerase RNA binding. The record is from RefSeq and is a predicted model, not a curated record. Bases 137 to 331 code for a protein of 64 amino acids.
CUCGUCCCACCAUGGUCUCUUCUUCUCCCAAGUACUCCUAACCUAACCCCAACACUGGCCCGGCUGUACGAGUACGAAGGUUAAGUUGCAAAGAACUUACAGUUUACAGUCGAGAAGAUACCUAAGAUACAUCAAGAUGUAUCUCAUGUAUUAUUUGGACGACAAGGGAGAUCGGGUGUACACUUUAGAGAAAAUGGACCCCAACGGAAAGCCAACUCUAUCUGCACAUCCAGCUCGUUUUUCCGUUGAAGAUAAAUACUCUAGACAAAGAAUAACAAUGAAAAGGAGACACGGUCUAUUAUUGACCCAACAACCACAACCGAGCUAUUAGUUAUAUAUAAAAUCAAAAAAGGCGGUUCAUUCAGUGUGGCAUCCAGUAUGAUCUCGUAUAAUAGUUUUAACAAGAAAUUAUUUCCACUGAACAUCUAUCAAUGUAACUUAGUUAUCAUUUAUUUUAUGUAUUGUCUAUUCUAUUAAGAGUAAAUAAAAUAUUUACGCAUUAACUUA